UCCCAGGGUUCUUUGCUGUGGCGUGGAACCGGAAGUGUAGCUGCAAGGGCGCGUGAGCGUGUGGUCUUUCUCCUGCGAGCAUGGGCCGAAGCAAGCAUCAGGAAUGCGGGGAAGCGCCUGAACCGGAGCCGGAGGAAACCCCGGAACGGUCCUACCAGGAGCUGGUGGAGAACGUGAAUGCGAUUGCGCGGCCGCUGGCCUCCCGGAAGCUCACGCGCAGACUUUACAAGUGCAUUAAGAAAGCGGCGAAGCAUAAACAGAUCCGACGCGGGGUGAAAGAGGUCCAAAAAUUCCUCAAUAAAGGCGAGAAGGGGAUCACAGUCCUUGCAGGAGAUACAUUACCUAUUGAUGUGUAUUGUCACAUCCCCAUCAUGUGUGAAGACCGGAAUCUUCCAUACGUCUAUAUUCCUUCCAAAACGGACUUAGGAGCAGCUGCAGGUUCAAAACGCCCAACAUGUGUGAUCAUGAUCAAGCCACAUGAAGAAUAUCAGGAAACCUAUGAUGAGUGCUUGGAAGAGGUGGAGGCUCUUCCUCUCCCCUUGUGAGAAACGUUGAUGGAAGAGGCUUUAAGGACUGACGUGACUGUUCCCUACUUGUAGCUUCUCUGCAAAUGAGACAAGUGACUGAAUAUUAAUGUUAAAACUGUGGAUAAAGAAGCUGGCUGUUUUCUGUCCCCUUUGUGCUGAACAGUGAAGUUGGCAUCACCAGUAGCCUUAAAAGGCAAACUCGUCACUGGCUUGGAAAAAAAUCAGCUGAAUAUUCUAUCCUGAGUGGUGCAAAGUGGUGUGUGUUAAUGACUGUAUUUUGGACCAAAUCUAGCCUAAGGAGUUUACCAUCCUGCUCUAAAACAGAUGUUCUCCUUUAGGGAGUCUAAGAGGAUUAAAGUAUUUUCUACUAUCUUGAAA
Messenger RNA from Sphaerodactylus townsendi, 905 nucleotides. It is a transcript of the gene NHP2, whose product is annotated as NHP2 ribonucleoprotein. The transcript has 4 exons. NCBI's taxonomy places the organism in Eukaryota, Metazoa, Chordata, Lepidosauria, Squamata, Sphaerodactylidae. Gene Ontology annotation, molecular function: box H/ACA snoRNA binding. The coding region runs from base 81 to 545 and encodes 154 amino acids. Gene Ontology annotation, biological process: rRNA pseudouridine synthesis; snRNA pseudouridine synthesis. Gene Ontology annotation, cellular component: box H/ACA snoRNP complex; nucleolus. The record is from RefSeq and is a predicted model, not a curated record.